UCGGCCAGCAGCAGCAGCAGCAGCAGCAGCAGCAGCAACCGCAGCAGCCGCUCCGCCGCCGCCUCCUUCCUCCCCUAACGCCCGCUGUUGUGAUGCGUAUUCCCGUAGACCCGAGCACCAGCAGGCGCUUCACACCUCCCUCCACGGCCUUCCCCUGCGGUAAGAUGGGAGAGAACAGCGGCGCCCUCAGCGCGCCAGUCCCGGGACCUCGUAGCCGGACCGAGUCGGCGCGCUCGGUGGUGGACGUCCUGGCCGAUCAUCCGGGAGAACUGGUGAGGACCGACAGCCCCAACUUCUUGUGCUCGGUGCUGCCUUCCCACUGGAGAUGCAACAAGACCCUCCCCGUGGCCUUCAAGGUGGUGUCCCUUGGAGACGUUCCUGAUGGGACGGUGGUUACGGUCAUGGCUGGUAAUGAUGAAAACUAUUCGGCUGAGCUUCGGAAUGCUUCAGCUGUAAUGAAGAAUCAGGUGGCCAGGUUCAACGAUCUUCGCUUUGUCGGACGGAGUGGCCGAGGAAAAAGCUUUACGCUGACCAUCACAGUCUUCACCAACCCUACUCAGGUCGCUACAUACCACCGGGCUAUUAAAGUGACCGUCGAUGGUCCCCGGGAACCGAGAAGGCACAGGCAGAAGUUGGAAGAACAAACAAAAUUCCAAGAUCGUUAUGGAGAGCUGGAAAGACUUCGGCACUCAAUGAGAGUCACUCCUACGACGGCCAAUUCUCGGGGGUCCCUCGGCGGCCCAGGGCACUUUGGUACACAAGCUCAGAGCCAGAUUCAAGGUACCUCUGAACUUAGCCCGUUCUCCGACCCACGGCAGUUUGAUCGGUCCUUCUCUGCUCUACCAGGCCUCACCGAGACCCGGUUUCCAGACCCAAGAAUGCAUUACCCUGGUGCCAUGCCUGCGGCCUUCCCUUACACAGCGACACCAUCCGCCACGGGAAUCGGUGGCCUCAGUAUGACCAGCAUGCCAACGGCCACUAGGUUCCACCACACCUACCUUCCCCCACCGUACCCCAGCUCCACCCAAAACCAGAGUGGACCCUUCCAGACCAAUCCUUCUCCCUACCACUUGUACUAUGGUGCCUCUUCCGGAUCAUACCAGUUCUCCAUGGUGGCAGGAGGAGAGCGCUCACCAACCAGGAUGUUGCCAUCUUGUCCAAGUGCCACAGUAGGAAACAACUUGAUCAACCCCAGUCUCACCAGUCAGGCUGAUGGUGUGGAAGCAGAUGGUAGCCAUAGUAACUCCCCAACAACCAUGACAACAACCGGGAGGAUGGACGAAGCUGUCUGGAGGCCAUAUUGAAAGAGCACUGAAGGCCAAGCCAUGUUCUUCACCAAUUGGUGGGUCAAAGGAGAAAAGAACCAAAAAGAGCUGCAACUGGCGAUCCUGUCCACUCCAUCUCCAAAGUGGCCUUGGCAUCCCAAAAUGAGAUCGUUCUUGUCCAAAACAUAAGAUAAUAAGAAACGGAAAAAGCACAGGAAGGCUAGAGAUAGCAUGAAUUUGGAUACAUUUCAAAACAAAUCUUCAUAGGUUCUUCUCAACAAAUGAUCUGCAGCAGCCUUUCCCCAACUUGGGGCAUCCCGAUGGAUUUGGACUACUUGGAGUUGUUACCUGCACACACCUUGGUGUCUCUCAGCCACGAAAGACUGUCUGUUGUGUCCAGAACAGACAAAAGAAUAGGUAGAAAAGAAAUACUCUUCUCUGUUGUAGCAAAAAUGGCCAAACACAAAAAAGCUCUGGUUCAGCAUUUCCAACAUGGUGUCUCCCAGAUAGGUCAGAUAAUACCUUCCAGUAUCCCCAGCCAGCUUGGAGAUUAUGGGAGGUGUAAUCCAACACAUCCAGAGAACAGCUGGUUAGAGAAGGUUGUCCUUAGCAAUCAUCUCAAAGGCCAAGCAGUGUUUCCAAUGGGAUGGAUGGAUGGAUGGAUGGAUGGAUUAAAGGUUCUUGAUAUUAGUCCCUCGAAUAAGGGAGCUGAUGACAGAGGUCUGUGAAUCCAGGUCAG
Pseudonaja textilis is the source of this 2004-nucleotide messenger RNA. RefSeq names its product RUNX family transcription factor 3 (gene RUNX3). NCBI's taxonomy places the organism in Eukaryota, Metazoa, Chordata, Lepidosauria, Squamata, Elapidae. Gene Ontology annotation, biological process: neuron differentiation; hemopoiesis; chondrocyte differentiation. Gene Ontology annotation, cellular component: nucleus. Gene Ontology annotation, molecular function: RNA polymerase II cis-regulatory region sequence-specific DNA binding; DNA-binding transcription factor activity, RNA polymerase II-specific; ATP binding. The record is from RefSeq and is a predicted model, not a curated record.